GGCAGGGGAGAGACCAGACCGAGGAAGGGAGGUGGGGAGAGGCGACGGACGGAGACCGCGACCGCCCGGUUUGUUGUCCACACCGCACACCAUCCCCCCUCCCGAUUCCUCCUCCCCUCGCCGUCGCCGUCCUUUUAUUUAUCUAUCCCUCGGCUCGAUUCCAUCUCCACUAGCCGCUCCUCGUCGCCGCCCGCCGCCCGCCGCGGCCUCGCUCCCACCAUCCCUCCCGGACUCCCCGUCUCCGCGCGCGCCGAUCCCGCGAUCGGGCGAGGCGGCUCACGCCAGUCCAGGCGCCCAGGUUCAACUUGGACACAACGGUGCUGUAUUGUGACAGGCGGUGCCCUUGCUUGGCGACGUUUGUGUUUUGUUGAUCGUCAAAAGGCUUUCCAUACAACUUAGCCCUCUGUUUUUGCUAGCUGUCUAUAUCUGUUUGGAGAGGGCAAUCUAGCAACAAUGUCAUCUCUUCAGUUAUUGCAACUUACGGAGCAUGGACGGAACCUUUUUUCUUCGAGAAGGAGGACGCUUGCAGUUGUUUCUGGCGCACUACUUGCUGGUGGUACUUUAGCAUAUGCGCAGUCAGGUCGACGGCGGAAACAUCGGGAAGAAAAUCAUUCUAAUGAUGGAAAUGUACAUAGCAGGAGUAAAGAGAACAUUAGUCAAAAUGGUGUUGACGGUAAAGUGGUUAAACCAAGGAAAAAGAAAAAUUUAUUGAAAUCCUUACAUUUCCUGGCUGCUAUUUUGCUCAAGAAGAUUGGCCCAAGCGGAACGAAUUACCUUCUUGGCUUGAUGUUAACAGCAGUGUUACGUACAGCCAUUGGUCACAGAUUAGCAAAAGUUCAAGGGUAUUUGUUCAAAUCCGCGUUUCUUCGGCGUGUUCCGACCUUCACACGCCUAAUCAUUGAAAAUCUUCUAUUAUGCUUUCUCCAGUCCACGGUAUAUCAGACCUCAAAGUACUUGACAGGAUCCUUAAGCUUGCGCUUCAAGAAAAUUUUGACGGAUCUCAUCCAUGCUGAUUACUUUGAGAAUAUGGUUUACUACAAGAUCUCACAUGUAGAUCAUCGGAUUUCAAACCCAGAGCAAAGGAUUGCUAGUGAUAUUCCUAAGUUCUGCGCAGGGCUAAGUGACCUUGUACAAGAUGAUCUGAUUGCAGUUGCAGAUGGGUUAAUAUACAUCUGGCGCAUCUGCUCUUAUGCAAGUCCGAAAUAUGUUCUCUGGAUUCUGGCAUAUGUACUUGGUGCUGGUGGCACAAUUAGAAAAUUUUCUCCUUCUUUUGGGAAGUUGAAAGCCAUGGAACAACAACUAGAAGGGGAAUAUCGCCAGGUUCAUUCACGACUGAGAACUCAUGCUGAGAGCGUGGCAUUUUAUGGUGGUGAGAACAGAGAAGAAUCACACAUUAUGCAGCGGUUCCAGGCUCUUGUGCGGCACGUUAAUGUUGUUCUUCAUGAGAACUGGUGGUUUGGCAUGAUUCAGGAUUUUCUUCUGAAGUAUCUUGGUGCCACAGUGGGAGUUAUCUUGAUUGUCGAACCUUUCUUUGCGGGAGAUCUUAAGCCUGAUACAUCUACUUUAGGACGGGCAGAGAUGUUGAGCAAUCUUCGAUAUCACACAAGUGUGAUAAUAUCAUUAUUCCAGUCCCUUGGCACCCUUUCUACCAGUUCAAGACGUUUAAAUCUUCUCAGUGGCUACGCAGACCGUAUUCAUGAGUUACUGGAUGUUUCACGUGAGCUGUCUGGGGUUCGCGACAGAUCAAUGAACCGAAAUUCUUCUGCCAAAAAUUAUAUUAGUGAGGCAAACUAUAUAGAAUUUUCAGGUGUUAAGGUGGUGACACCCUCUGGGAAUGUCUUGGUUGAUGAUUUAACUCUCAGGGUGGAGUCGGGUUCUAAUCUUUUGAUCACUGGUCCUAACGGUAGUGGAAAAAGCUCUCUUUUCCGUGUUCUUGGGGGUCUGUGGCCACUUGUAUCUGGCCACAUUGUCAAACCUGGUGUUGGUUCUAAUCUUAACAAGGAAAUCUUUUAUGUCCCCCAGCGACCAUAUACAGCUGUCGGAACACUUCGCGACCAGUUAAUCUAUCCACUUACAGCAGAUCAGGAAACCGAACCACUUAGCUAUGGUGGUAUGGUGGAUCUUCUAAAGAAUGUUGAUUUAGAAUACUUGCUAGAACGUUACCCUCUCGACAAGGAAGUGAACUGGGGUGAUGAGUUGUCUCUUGGUGAGCAACAGAGAUUGGGAAUGGCCAGAUUGUUCUACCAUAAGCCCAAGUUUGCCAUCCUGGAUGAGUGUACUAGUGCUGUGACGACUGAUAUGGAAGAACGUUUCUGCAAUAGGGUCCGAGCAAUGGGCACGUCAUGCAUAACAAUAUCUCACCGGCCAGCAUUAGUUGCUUUUCAUGAUGUCGUUUUGUCCUUGGAUGGUGAAGGAGGGUGGAAAGUUCAAGAUAACAGAAAUGGUUCCUUCCUUCCUACUGAAUCGGAGUUUGAUGCAUUGAAGUCAUCAGAAACUGACCGUAAAUCUGAUGCACUUGCUGUUCAAAGAGCUUUUAGUGCUAAUACAAAGGAAAAUACGUUAUCGGGCCCCAAGGAACAUUCUUAUUCAACACAGGUCAUAGCUACUUCACCCAAUAUGGAAAUAGAAUCCACAGAACAGCCACAUCUGAUCCCACAAUUGCAGUGCUCGCCGAGACCUUUGCCUGUUAGAGUUGCUGCAAUGUCUAAAAUACUGGUUCCUAAAAUCAUUGAUAAGCAAGGAGCGCAAUUGCUUGCAGUUGCAGUACUCGUACUUUCUCGGACUUGGAUAUCUGAUCGUAUAGCUUCACUGAAUGGGACUAGUGUUAAGUAUGUCCUGGAGCAGGACAAGGCUGCCUUCAUUCGACUGAUCGGGACCAGUGUAAUGCAAAGUGCAGCAAAUUCAAUUGUGGCACCAUCACUGAGACACCUUACUUCAAAGAUUGCUCUUGGAUGGCGAAUUCGCAUGACCAACCAUCUACUUGCGUAUUAUUUGAAAAGAAAUGCUUUUUACAAGGUAUUCAACAUGACAGGCAUGGAGAUUGAUGCAGACCAAAGAAUAACACGUGAUGUGGAGAAGUUGACCAAUGAUCUUGCUGGCUUAGUAACUGGAAUGGUGAAACCAUCAGUUGACAUUCUUUGGUUUACAUGGAGAAUGAAACUUUUAUCUGGGAGAAGAGGAGUUGCUAUUUUGUACGCAUACAUGUUGCUAGGGCUUGGUUUUCUAAGAGCCGUUUCCCCUGAUUUCGGUGAUCUUUCAAACCAAGAACAAGAACUUGAAAGUUCUUUCAGGUUCAUGCACUCAAGACUGCGGACACAUGCUGAGUCAAUUGCUUUCUUUGGUGGUGGAUCAAGGGAAAGAGCUAUGGUUGAAGCUAAGUUCGCAACUUUGCUUAACCACUCGAAGAUUCUUUUGAGGAAAAGAUGGCUUUAUGGUAUUUUCGACGAUUUCGUGACAAAGCAGCUGCCUCACAAUGUGACAUGGGGAUUAAGCCUGUUAUAUGCUUUGGAACACAAGGGGGACCGAGCUUUGACUUCAACGCAAGGAGAGUUAGCACAUGCCCUGCGGUUCCUGGCAUCUGUAGUGUCACAAAGUUUCAUAGCUUUUGGUGACAUUCUCGAGUUGCAUAAGAAAUUCCUUGAACUUUCUGGUGGUGUCAAUAGGAUAUUUGAACUCGAGGAGCUUCUAAAGGCAUCUCAAAGCAAUGCUGUCAUGCCCUCAAAUGUUAUCAGUGUGCCAUCUGAAGAAACUAUUUCCUUCCGUAAUGUGGAUAUUGUGACCCCAUCGCAAAAGCUAUUGGCUAGCCAAUUGUCUUGUGAUGUGUCUCAAGGAAAAAGCCUUCUUGUCACUGGUCCAAACGGCAGUGGCAAGAGUUCCAUUUUUAGGGUGCUCCAAAGUUUGUGGCCUGUAGCUUCUGGAAGGCUCACCGUGCCAUCUGAAGGGAUAUUUCACGUUCCUCAGCGCCCAUAUACUUGCCUUGGAACCUUGAGGGAUCAGAUCAUAUAUCCUCUCUCACGUGAGGAGGCAGAGUUGAAGAUGGCCAAAACGGGUGACAGGUCUACGUCGCUGGACGAUCACCUGAGGACAAUUCUGGAGAAUGUUCGCUUGGUCUAUCUUCUCGAAAGAGAAGGUUGGGAUGCUACUCCCAACUGGGAAGACAUUUUGUCCUUGGGAGAACAGCAGAGGCUAGGCAUGGCCCGUCUGUUCUUUCACUCUCCUAAGUUUGGUAUCCUCGACGAGUGCACCAAUGCCACAAGUGUCGACGUCGAGGAGCAUUUGUACAGGCUAGCAACUGACAUGGGUAUAACUGUGGUCACUUCCUCCCAAAGGCCAGCUCUGAUACCCUUCCAUUCGUUGGAACUGAAGCUCAUCGACGGCGAAGGGAAGUGGGAGCUGUGCGCAAUCAACCACUAUAAGCAACCAAGAACCAACCGUCCGACCUUGCUGCCGGCGCCGGCGACGACGCAGCCCCGCUCCCGCCCCCGCGCCGUGGAGGGCGCUCCCCUCGCCGGAGGGAGCAGCACCGACGGCUUGAGCACGGAGGCCUCCAUGAGAGCCAGAGAGAAAAACAGAGGAGAGAGGGAAGCAGCAGCAGCGGCUCGUGGCCGUGGCCUUUUCCUGCUCUCCGAGGAUAAGGCAGAAAAAAAAAAGGAAAAAACUAGACGAAGAGGAAGGGCCGAGAACUCCUCUUGGGCUCAUUCUGCCGGGCCUCCAGUGGACGACGGCCCGGUUCGGGCACCAAAAAAACCCUACCUGCGGCCCAGCAGACCGAGCCGAACUAUUCCUUUCCCCUUCCCCUUCCCCUCCUCCACGGCAGCUUCUCCCCCCUCCUCCUCGCCGGCGGCUCCCUCCACCAGCACCACCGGCCCCGCCGCCGCGAUGCUCCGGCUCCGCUCCUCCGCCCGCCUGCUCCGCAAGCUGUGCGAGGCGUCCCGGCCGCUGGGGCGCGGCGAGGUCCCAAGAGUGCCGCCGCUGCCGACGAUGACGCGGCGGCUCUCCGGCGCAGCCUCCGCCGCGCGCUCGACCUCGCUCCUGCACCCGCUGCCGGGGCUCGACCUCCCGCCCUGCCUCCCCGACCAGCUCCCCCGCCUCCCCACCCGCGUCACCACGCUCCCCAACGGCGUCCGCGUCGCCUCCGAGGACGUCCCGGGUCCCACGGCGUGCGUGGGGGUGUUCGUGGCGUCGGGCUCGAUCCACGAGUCGCCCGAGUCCGCCGGCGUCACGCACCUGCUGGAGAAGCUGGCGUUCAAGGACACGGCGCACCGGAGCCACCGGCAGAUCGUGCAGGAGGUGGAGGCCACGGGGGGCAACAUCGGCGCCUCCGCCUCCAGGGAGCAGAUGGUCUACAGCUACGACACGCUCAAGGCCUACAUUCCGCAGGCCGUCGAGGUGCUCCUCGACUCCGUCCGCAACCCGCUCUUCGUCCAGGACGAAGUCGACAGGCAGCUGGCCCUUACCCGAGAAGAGGUCCACGGGGUGCAGAAGAACCCGGAGAAGUUCCUUCAGGAAGUACUUAACCUUGCUGGAUACGAGGGGGCGCUCGCGAACCCGCUGAUAGCUCCCGAGGAGGCUCUUGAGAUCAUCAAUGCCGAUAUUAUUCGGAAGUUCUAUCAUGAAAACUUCACUGCUGAUCGUGUGGUUCUAGCAGCGUCAGGUGUUGAUCAUCAACAGUUGUUAGAUGUCGCAGAACCUUUGUUGUCUGAUUGGCACAAGGGGUCCCCUAUGGAAACACCAAAGUCUACGUACACAGGUGGUGAUUUCAGAUACAAAGCAGAAUCAGAUAUGACACAUGUCGCGUUGGCUUUUGAAGUGCCAGGCGGCUGGCUUAAAGAGAGAGAGGCUACAAUUAUGACCGUCAUACAGACCUUAAUGGGUGGUGGCGGCUCAUUCUCCUCUGGUGGUCCUGGAAAAGGGAUGCAUUCACGGCUUUACCUGAGAGUUCUAACUAAAUAUCACGGCGUCCAAUCAUUUUCAGCAUUCAGUAAUGUAUAUGAUAACACUGGCCUGUUUGGCAUCUAUUUGACAACGCCACCAGAUUUUGUUUCAAAGGCUGUUGUUAUCGCGGUGCAGGAAUUGAUCGCUAUUGCAACGCCUGGACAAGUGACGGAGGUUGAGCUGACACGUGCGAAAAACUCGACGAUUUCAUCCGUGCUAAUGAAUCUUGAAUCGAGGGUAAUUGUUGCAGAAGAUAUAGGGAGGCAGCUUUUGACUUAUGGUAGCAGGAAACCCAUUGAUCAUUUUCUUCAGUGCAUGGAGGAACUGACCCUAGAUGACGUUACAGCGUUUGCUAAGAUGAUGUUAUCUUCCCAACCUACAAUGGCUAGCUAUGGAGAUGUCAAUAAAGUUCCGCCGUAUGAAUUUAUUAGCAUGCUGCUCCAACGGUUCCGAUAGCACCCUAACACCAUGAUCCCUGGUGAAGACGAAGACACAGAGCUCUCUUCCAGUUCUCCCUAAUACUUGGCGUUGUGCUCGGAAUUUUUCUUUGUUUUACUCGUGCGUGAACGAGGUUAGUUUUGUAUUGGCGUAGUUCAAACAGCGCAUGCUGAUGAAAUGUCUUGGGUAGACAGGAAAACAAUUUUCUUGAAGCUUGUAUGGAAAUUUUGCCCUGCCAAUCUAUAUGGUCUCGUUGCCAUGUAAAAUUUUCAGUACGUGUGCUGAGUUUCAUGAUGAUAAUAUAUAUCAAUGGUGACUUUUA
Triticum aestivum (bread wheat) is the source of this 6694-nucleotide messenger RNA. Its product is annotated as ABC transporter D family member 1. Gene Ontology annotation, cellular component: peroxisomal membrane. Gene Ontology annotation, biological process: long-chain fatty acid import into peroxisome; peroxisome organization; very long-chain fatty acid catabolic process. The transcript is spliced from 39 exons. The coding region runs from base 454 to 6390 and encodes 1978 amino acids. Gene Ontology annotation, molecular function: metal ion binding; ATP hydrolysis activity; ABC-type transporter activity. NCBI's taxonomy places the organism in Eukaryota, Viridiplantae, Streptophyta, Magnoliopsida, Poales, Poaceae. The record is from RefSeq and is a predicted model, not a curated record.